Molecule: messenger RNA, 639 nt
Organism: Lipotes vexillifer (Yangtze River dolphin)
Lineage: Eukaryota; Metazoa; Chordata; Mammalia; Artiodactyla; Lipotidae
Source: RefSeq, a predicted model, not a curated record
AUGGCACAAAAUUUUUUCCUUUCAGCUAUUCAGCAAAUGUUCAGUGAGCAUUAUAGCAAUUUCCUAUCUUUGCAAGGAAUUAAAUUUAUCCUUCAACUAAACAGCAGAGAUAUAUUUAGUGUGUGUUAUGAUAGACUGCGGAAGUGGAUUGUUGAGGGUAACUUCACUGAGCUCUUACAGUUUUCAAGCACUGAACAAGGUUUGCAGGUCGGGGCACCAGGAUGCACCACGGCCUACAGCCAGCAGGAAGGGAAGGAUCGAAGCAUAUUCGUAACCAAAGAAGACCAUGAAACUCCAAGGAACGCGGAGCUGGCGGCCGACGACCCCAAUGAUCCGUACGAGGAGCACGGAUGGAUCCUGCCCCACGGAGACAACAUCAGCUGGAACUGCCCGUGCCUUGGGGGGAUGGCCAGCGGCCCGCGUGGGAAACAGUUCAAAGUGGCCUUUUCCUGCUUCCACUGCAGCACAGAGGAUGUCAAGGAGUCGGACUGUGUAGACCAGCUCCGCGCCAUGCAGGAGCACAUGCAGAAGUACCCGGACCUCUAUCCCCAGGAGGAAGAGGAGAAGCCAGCGGAUCGAUUAGAGGAAACGGCUGCCUCUGAGGCCACCGUAACCAAAGAAGAGGAAGGGUCCAGCUAA